Rubroshorea leprosula is the source of this 1600-nucleotide messenger RNA. The record is from the annotation of a GenBank genome assembly. Lineage: Eukaryota; Viridiplantae; Streptophyta; Magnoliopsida; Malvales; Dipterocarpaceae.
AUAGUCUCCUCCUUUGUUUCUUGAUUUGUCUUCAGCAUUCAGGCAAUGGAGUUCCUUGGUUGCACAAUAGUAGUCCUUCUGACAUUGUUGAAGACUGUUCAAGCCUAUGGAGCAGGAUGGACUAAUGCACAUGCUACUUUCUAUGGAGGGUCAGAUGCUUCAGGGACAAUGGGAGGAGCUUGUGGUUAUGGGAAUCUUUACAGCCAGGGGUACGGAACCAACACAGCUGCACUGAGCACUGCUCUAUUCAACAAUGGGCAGAGCUGUGGAGCUUGCUUUGAGAUCAAAUGUAACCAAGAUCCGCAAUGGUGCCUGCCUGGAUCUAUUAUAAUCACUGGAACCAACUUCUGCCCUCCCAACCUUGCUCUCCCCAAUAACAAUGGAGGCUGGUGCAAUCCUCCCCAGCAGCACUUUGAUCUUUCUGAGCCAGUUUUCCAACGAAUUGCUAAAUACAAAGCUGGGAUCAUCCCUGUUCAAUAUAGAAGGGUUCCUUGCAAGAGGAGUGGUGGGAUCAGAUUCACAAUCAACGGUCACUCCUACUUUAAUUUGGUGCUAAUAACCAACGUUGGUGGAGCAGGUGAUGUUGUAGCUGUGUCCAUAAAAGGCUGUAAAACCGGUUGGCAGGCUAUGUCCAGGAACUGGGGCCAGAACUGGCAGAGCAACAGCUACCUUAAUGACCAAGCCCUCUCUUUCACUGUCAAAACCAGUGAUGGACGUUCUCUAACCUCCAACAACGUGGCCCCAUCCAACUGGGGUUUUGGCCAGACCUACACCGGACAGCAAUUUUAACUCUCCGGCCAGAUCAUCAUCCUAGCUAACCAAGUUGAACCUCCCAAAACUAAGCCUUAUUAUCACCUCUAACUCUACCCAUUUUGGUGGGCAUUUUUACAUGGUCCUCCCAUGUCUAAGUCAAUGGAGGGUAUCUACAAACUGUAGAACCCUUCUUAGUAGUAAUUAAAGUCUAGUAUUUUCCUUUUCCUCUUUCCUAAUGUGUUGUUGUUCUCUGUGAGUGGUAUUCCGGCUGAGGUGAACAGGGGUUUUCACCCGCCCAAAGACAGUUGCUUUUAUGUGUGGUCUUUGGUAACAACUACCAAGUUCGUUAACUGUUAGGCGAGGAGAAGCUGCAGUGCAGGUCUUUUUUCUGCCAAAAGCAUGUGUACUAAUAUCAUAGUUAUUGUAAAAGGCAUAUCGCCUGCUUUAUGUAUCUGAAACAUUUAAUCUUAUAUAUAGAAAUAAGUGUUCCGAGUGUUGUCAAUGCCAGCAUCUUAUGUUGAUUGUUCAAGCAAUAUGCUUUCUUUUACAAUGUAAAAGUUUGAUGUUGAACCCAGAAACCAAAAUCUCACAUGGAUGCCAUUUUACAGGUAUUGAGUUCAGAAAAUGGAUGUUCUAAAGUUGAAAAGUUGUGAAUUUGAGCUUUUACCUGAGAUAACAAACAAUGUUAAUCUGUGAAAGCAAAUGUCUUGAUAGUAGAGUUCAAAAAAUGGAAGCUUGAUGCGCCUCGUCCUUGAACGCCACCCCUUUCCCAAUUCCCAUAGCGUUUGUGCAUCAGUUUCAGGAACUCAUGUUGUCCCCUUGAGAUCUCCAUCUAAACUUUCAUAAU